This is a messenger RNA of Pyrenophora tritici-repentis Pt-1C-BFP, 1473 nucleotides long. RefSeq names its product Bindin multi-domain protein. Gene Ontology annotation, molecular function: nucleic acid binding. The record is from RefSeq and is a predicted model, not a curated record. Lineage: Eukaryota; Fungi; Ascomycota; Dothideomycetes; Pleosporales; Pleosporaceae.
AUGUCCUUUAACAACGGUUACCCCGACCAGUUCCCCCAGGGCCAGCCCCAGGGUGACAUGAACAACCCGACCCCGCAGCCCGGCGACAUGGGCCAGCCUAUGGACACUUCUGGUAACGGUUUCCCACCACAGGGAAACAUGGGCCCUCCCGGCAGCGCUGGCGGCGAUGGUCAAGGCCAGGGCGCCGGCAAGACCACUCUCUGGAUGGGUGAGCUCGAGCCGUGGAUCGACGAGAACUUUGUGCGCAGCAUUUGGUACAACAUGGGCGAGACCGUCAAUGUCAAGAUGAUCCGCGACAAGUUCUCCGGCAGCAAUGCUGGAUAUUGCUUCGUUGACUUUGCUAGCCCUGAUGCUGCAGCCAAGGCACUCAGCCUCAAUGGCUCACUGAUUCCCAACUCGAACCGCCCCUUCAAGCUGAACUGGGCCUCUGGAGGUGGUCUUGCUGACAGGAGGCAAGUGUCCCAAGUCUCGAAAUACAAGCACAUGGCUAAUGAGUCGAACAGCCGAGACGAGCGUGGCCCCGAAUUUAGCGUAUUCGUUGGAGACUUGGGCCCGGAGGUCACCGAGUUCGUCCUCGUCCAACUUUUCCAGAACAAGUACGCGUCCACCAAGUCCGCCAAGAUCAUGUCCGAUCCCAUCAGCGGCAUGUCGCGCGGCUACGGAUUCGUUCGCUUCGCCAGCGAAGAUGACCAACAGAAGGCUCUCACCGAGAUGCAGGGCGUCUACUGCGGCAACCGCCCAAUGCGCAUCUCCACCGCUACUCCCAAGAACAAGAGCGGUGGCCCCGGCGGUCCCGGUGGAAUGGGCAUGCCCCAAGGUGGCGGCGGCCCUGGCAUGGGCAUGUACUCGAUGAACGCUCCCCCAAUGGGAGGCUACUACGGCACUCCUCAGCCUAUGAACCAGUUCACUGACCCCAACAACACUACCGUCUUUGUCGGCGGUCUCUCUGGCUAUGUCACCGAGGAUGAGCUUCGAUCCUUUUUCCAAGGCUUCGGUGAGAUUACCUAUGUCAAGAUUCCUCCAGGCAAGGGAUGCGGCUUCGUCCAGUUUGUGCAGCGCCAUGCCGCAGAAAUGGCCAUCAACCAGAUGCAAGGCUACCCGAUCGGCAACUCUCGCGUCCGUCUGAGUUGGGGUCGCUCACAGAACAACUCGGGCCCGGCUGGCACCCCUUACCGCCCUGCACCACCUCCACCUGUGCCAUUCGGUCCCGGAAUGGGCAUGCCUCCACAACACCCCUAUGGCGGCGCUGGCGGUUACGGUCCUAUGAUGAAGUCUGGGAUGCCUUCACCAUAUUCGCCCACGACGAAUAACCCUGCCGGCGGUCAAGCCAAGGGCGGACAGAACAGUAACCCUGUUGGUCCCGGCGCGUACAGUGGUUACAUGUCACCUCAGUCAGCCGGCCCCAACAACCCUGGAUACGGAACCUCCGACUUCAACUCGGCCUUUUCACAGCAGCUGCCUUCCCAGCAGUAG